AUGUUUGAACUCCAGUCACAGAAUCCGGGCACAAUUGUUGAGUGGAAGCACAAUGAGCUGUUGAGUCAGAGACGUACAAAUGUGUUCAACUAUGUUUUCUGGGCAUUUGGGCCUGCAAUACAUGCUUUCCAGAAGGCUGCACCGGUGUUAACAAUAGACGGGACUCACCUCCGAGGAAGAUUUAAAGGUAAGUUGCUUGUUGCUUGUGGUUUUGAUGCUAACAAGACAUGCUUGCCUAUUGCAUAUGCUGUGGUGGAUGAAGAAACCAAUGACAGUUGGUCGUGGUUUUUGGAUCAUGUAAGAACUCAUGUGGUGAAAUACGAGAGGGAGGUGUGCAUUAUAUCAGAUAGGCAUAAAGGAAUCUUCAAAGCAAUGGAGUCUGUAAUCAUGACAAGAGCCCCGCAGAUACACCACAAAUUUUGUUUGGUCCAUGUGAGGGCAAAUGUGUUGAAGAAGCACAAGGGCCCCAGUUUGAAGGCCAUGAUCUGGAAGUUGGGGGUCAGUACUCAGGUACGUAAAUUUGACAGAAGAAGUCGAGCACUAUCUGAUGUCAGCCGUGGUGCGAUGCGAAUGCUUGAUAGGAUUACAAAAGAAUGUUGGUCACUAUGCUACGAUGACACACUUCGAUGGGGGGUGGCCACAACAAACAUGUCGGAGUGCUACAACAACGUGUUGCGGGGUGUUAGAGAGUUGCCAAUUAGAGCUUUGGUUGAUUUGACAUUUUGGAGGACGGUGAAAUGGUGGGUGCAGAAGAAGACAACAAUUGAACACACUGAAGGUGAGUUAACCCCGUGGGCGAGGGACAUGCUUGCUAGGAAUGACUCAAAGGGGCGAAAACAUUACAUUAUUGUAGUUGACCGAGAUACAGGGAAGUAUCAUGUCCGAACUCGAGGAAGAAUAGAAAAUGGAGUGUCAAAGGGCAACAAUGUACAAAAAGUCAGGUAUCUGGAGUCGACGUGUAGUUGUGGUAAGUGGCAGACGUGGAGAAUUCCUUGUUCACAUGGUUGUGCAGUUGCUAGAGACAGAGGUCACGUCAUGAUUGACCUUAUAGAUAAGUCCUACUACCUAAGUACAUGGAGAUCACAGUACUAUGGUGAAAAUUCAUUUGAUGCACCAAGACACGAAGAUUAUUGGGUUGAACCUCCAUGGAAAUUGUGCAUCACCCCCCAGCAGUUGAUUCCUAGAAGGCGUGGCCGAAUUAGAAGAAGGAGGAUACGUAAUCAAAUGGAUGUCCGCGAGGAAGAUGAACCGAGGGCUCCCCGCCGUUGCAGAAAUUGCGGGAAAGAGGGGCAUGACCGAAGAAAUUGCACAGACGGUGCUGUUCAGUAA
Salvia hispanica is the source of this 1329-nucleotide messenger RNA. RefSeq lists its product as uncharacterized. Gene Ontology annotation, molecular function: nucleic acid binding; zinc ion binding. The record is from RefSeq and is a predicted model, not a curated record. NCBI's taxonomy places the organism in Eukaryota, Viridiplantae, Streptophyta, Magnoliopsida, Lamiales, Lamiaceae.